AACAUCACGAGAAGUGACCUGGCAGGGCAGAGCAGCGGGAAACAACACAGGCGGGGAUGAGCUCAGUGGCGGCCCCCCUCGGGGCUACCACCGCCCUGGCCGACCUCGACGCUAUCACAGAUGAGGAGCGACUGAGGAUCAUGUGGCAACAAGCGGAGGACUUCGGAGAGCGUCGGCGCAUCAGGGCGAGGAUGUACAAGUUACGGGAGCAACGACUGAGAGAGAUGAUGCAGAACGACGAAGAGGCCCUUGGUACUCUCAACGUUACUGAUGACAGCGGCGGCCUCACCGAGUAUUCCACCAUCACUGUUGGUGGUGACGGUAAUAACACCUCACGACGCUCCUCUAACAUACAGGUGACGAUGCAUGUGGACGGAGACUCGGCCGUGACGGAGUCCAUCUCUACUCAGAAUGUCCGCCUAGGUGGCCUCACCAUGCGUGGGGUGGACAAUAUCUCCGUUGAGGGUCUCCAGCCAGGGGACGUCAUACAAGAACGUAUCCGUAAGGCCAGUGAGGACCGCCCCAGCAGGUUCCAGCGCAUCAUCGGUGAGCUCUCUGACACGGAGGCCAAUAAUGAGGGCGAUUCGGUCGUAUCCAUCACAAAGUCUACAUACUCUAUUCAGUCCAACGCCCUUGCUGGUGAAGGUUAUCUCUCCAUGAAGAAUAAAGAAGUCAGAGAUUCCGUGUCUCCCACCCGCAUUAUGAGAGAGCGAAGGUCGUCUGCUGAGGACGACACAUCAGCCAACGAGGGGCGUCUCACCUCUGACGACGAGGCGGCACUCAAAGCUGAAAGUGAACAUGUGAUAGAGGCUCUACAGACCUCACCGCCCAAGACAUCCUCCUCCAGAAAGACUUCAAGGGAUGAAAGAACAACAACAAGAACCACAAAAUCCAGACAGUCAGAAAUACCGGUCCGUAAAGAGUCUUCAUCAUCUCGUAAAGUUAGUGAGAGAAAAACUUCCAAGGAAUUAGACUUUAGCUCAGUUAAACGUACUAGUGGAGAUAAAUCAUCGCCAACAUCACCCACAAAACGUACCCCAGGUGAGAGUUCCUCCAGAAGCCACAUGCCACGGAGGACAGGAGCUCAGAAGGAGGCUCCUACCUCACCCGCCAAGUCUCCUACAAGGACAGGUACCAAGGCUGUACCAUCCUCAAGGAAAUCAAAAUUGGCUGAAGUUGAGUCAAAGAUGGAGACUUCUAUCAUGUCUGAGUUAGACAAGUUGGAUUCUUACUUGAGUGCGAGUGUUAACGAUGAUGACGAGGUCAUCAUGGAAGAGGAAGAGGACUGUGUGGAUGAGGCAGGCAACGUGGUGAAGAUGUUGGUACAGACACGUCGUAAGAAGGAUGGUACAGAGUGUACAGCUCGUCGAGUGGCCAGGUCGACCAAGGUAGUCAACAGUGAGAGUGAGAUUGAUGAAAUACUUAUUGGCAAUCCAGACCAUGAAGUGCUUGAACGAGAAGUGGCUGAAGAAGAAGAUAAAGAUGGCAACAAAAUCAAAAUAAUUACUGAGACUCGACAAAGACCUGAUGGCAUUACCUAUACUACUAAGAACAUCUUAAAAACUUCAAAGAUCUUUGACUAUGACCAUCCUGAAGAUGUUGCUUAUAAUGAAGAAGAUGAACUUAUUUCCACUAAUGAAACUGAGGAAACUGAUGAAAAUGGAAUUACAAUCCAAACUGUUACAGAGACGAGGCGAAAACCCAGCGGCAUGGAGUACACAACGAAGAAGGUGUACAAGACCUCUAAGGUUAAGAGCACACACAUUACUCCUUCUGACGAUGAUGAAGUGAUUGACACCAAAGAAACUGAAGAGAAGAAAGACGAUGGUUCAAUUAUUCGCACAGUGAUAGAGAUUCGUCGAACCAAGACAGGCGAGGAGUACACCCACAGGCAGGUGUUUAGGUCUCGUAGGAUGACAUUAUCAGGUGUGGAUCUCCAGAGGGGUCUCCCCACCAUCCACAAUGAUGAUGAGGUGAUAGAUAAGAAUGAAAAGGAGGAGAUGGAUGAUAGUGGCAUGACCAUCAAGGUUGUCACCGAGACUCGCCGCAGGAAGGAUGGAUCAACUUACUCCUUCGAAUAUGUACUCCGCAGCUUCCAGGGCACAGAAGAUGAUGUGAAGAAGAUGCCUGUAGGUGGUUCCAAGUCUUCUAAUAUUGCCGUCAGUGCUGAUGACGAACUUAUUAAUGAAGAAAUAAAAGAAGAUGUUCAAGAAGAUGGCUCAACAGUAAAGACCAUUAUUGAGAGAAGACGUGCUAAGGAUGGCACUGAAUACUUACGUCACCGCAUCAUGAGGAUUCCCAAGAUGCCAGAGCCUGUGCUACAGGUGGCCAACCUUGAGGAUGAAGUACUGCAGGAGGAGGUGAAGGAGAAAACUCUUAAUGACGGCACACACUACAAGGCUGUUACGGAACGACGCCGUAGCAGCGUGUCUGGCCUUCAGUAUACACUCCGUAGAAUGUCUAAAAUUUACCAGCAGCCGACACAUCAUCCCAAGUCCUCUGAAGACGAGAUCCUGGACGAGAAUGUUACUGAGGAAGAAACAGAUGACGGCACUGUGGUCAAGACUGUCAUACAGCGCUACCAGAGGCCUGAUGGCUCCGUGUACACAACUCACAACAUCCACAGGACGUUCAGCUCACCAGCUCCUGUAACAUUUGUUGGAACUGAAAAUGAUGAACUUGUCGACCAGUCUGUUGAUGAACAGGAAACUGCAGAUGGUUAUGUCAUCAAGUCGGUGACAGAAACACGCAGGAGAGCUGAUGGGAUGCAGUAUACUGUGGAACGAACAGAGAAAACAUCCAAAUUUGGUCCAGAAGUUCACAUCACUUUUAGUGGCAAUGAUCGUUCAAAGAAACCAGAAGAUGUUGUUCAGGUCGGAAGUCCAGAUGACACUGUAGUGAGUUGUGAAGAGAAUGAAUACGAGGAGGAGGACGGCACAGUCGUUAAGACUGUUGUUGAGAUCAGACGCAGGGUAGACAGUACCGAGUACACCACCAAGACAGUGUUAAGGUCCACGCCUGUGUUGGUCCCUGAGCGAGAAACAAGUUACGUGGUUAUCAAGCCUGAAGGAGGAGAUGAGGAUGAGGAUGUUGGCUUCUUCCCUUCACUUGAUGAUGAAGUUGUUUACACACGUAAGAAAGAGGAAAUUGGUGAAGAUGGACAACCUAUCACCGUCAUUAUCGAGACUCGACAGAGUAAAACUACUGGGGAGAAAUACAACAUCACCAAGAGGGUUCACACUACCAAUGUCGUUAUGACCGAGGAAGGAGAAAGGGAGAUUCCAAAGGCAGUAAUGAAAUCCACUUUAGUUGCCAACAUUGCUCCUGCUCCCGGCAGCAAGAAGCCUGACAAACCUACUGAGGAGCCAGAGGAUGAUCAGGACGAUGUACCUUAUGGGUCUGUCUCAGCCCUGAAGAAUAGGUUUGCUCCUGCACCAUCUAAGAAGCCAGAGUCAAGUGAUAAGACUGGCAAGCCUGACCGUGCAAACACACUAAACAAGAAGAGAUUCUUUGAAGAUGCAGCUAAGACCUCAGCAGUAACUGUCCCGAGUUCCAAGACAUCGCCCAGAAAAUCUGAACCCAAAGAUCGACCUCGAGAACCUGAUAGAGACGCUAAGAGAGAUCUACUUCCUGCAUUUUCAGACGAUAAGGCUUCAAUUGAAGUAAAACUUCGUGUUGAAAAAGAUGAGGCAACUGUUGAAAAUGUUGAGACACACAAAGUGACUUACCAUGCUGAUGAAGCCCCACAGGAAGAGCCUGAAGACCUUGAUGGUGUUGCUGAAACAAAGAAUGUGGACAUUAAAGAUCUAGAAACAGAAAUAGCAAAGCUGGAAGAGGAGGAGAAGGAGCGCUACAGACAGGGACAACCAGAAGGUACAGAAGAACCUGAAGACGAAGUCUCACCUGAUGAAGUAGAGAUUGAAGCAGAGGUUUCAUCACCAUCAGAAGAAGAGCCUCAAGAGCCCCGACAGAAGAAGCGUCAAGCAACAAAGAAAACGCCAACAACAUCAAAGAGAACAGAAGAGAAACCAAGGAAGAAAACAGAAGAACCAAGGAAGAGGCGUGAAGUAAGCCCAAGGAAGAAACCUGAGACCGAGGAACCAUCGCGUAGAGCUCCUGCUUCUAGGAAACUGCCAGGCAAGGAUGACUCUCCAACUCGUCGUGUUCCAGCCCAGAGGGAACCCAUCCCAACUAGGGAUUCUACAAGGCGUGCUCCCAAACCCAACACGUCCCCACAGCGGGUGCCAAGCUCUCCCCACCGCGGACGUUCACCCAACAGGUCAGGAGUGUCGACCCCGAGGGAGGUGACACCGACAGAUCGUCAGUGCUGUAAGAAACACAGGGAAGCAAAUGAACCAGAACCUGUUAGUCCAACUAGAACACAAAAGACAACGCCUCGAUCAACUGUUCCAUCAGCCAAGAAGACAACUUCUCCCGAGGGAAAACCAAGAAUGAAUGGUGAUGUCCGCCGUACUCCAGCAGAGCCAAGAGUGAAUGGUGAUAUAAACAGGAAGCCAGAGGACAGGGCUCCAAGGACAAGGAGGACAGUAGAGAAGCCAAGUGAACCAGAAAGACCUGCUGUGCGACCAUCAAGGCUCUCACAGACUCCCAGGAAAACUCCAACAGCAAGAUCACCCGAUAAGAGGGAGCCAACAAGGCCAUUAUCCUCCAGGGUGACUGACAGAAAAAGUCCAACUAAACCCUCUGAGAAGAGUCCUAAGAGUAGGUCUCCAAAUUCUGAACCCAAAGAAAAACCCAAAUCAACUUUGUCUGUCCCAGAAUCAAAAGAUCCUGUGAUCACACUUCCUGAAACUCCCAUGACAGAGGACAUAAAGCCUCUUCCUGAUGACAACGAAGUUGGACCUGUAAUUGAAGAUGUAUCCUGUGAGCCAGACCUGCCUUACCACACUAUUCACAGGCCUUCUAUUGUCCGAGAACCAUCAGAGUAUCACGCCCCUGACUCUCAGGAGGAGGCGUCAGACUCUUCCCCUGAGCGUUCCAAGGAACCAUCUGACACUGAGCUAAAAGACACAAAGCCAGAGAGGAAGAGCAGCAAGAAGCCGCAGGAAAAAGAAACAUCACCAGUAAAAGAAGAUGUCAGCAAGCCAAGAAAAACUAAACCUUUGGAAAGUCGGCCAAGUGACAAAUCUCUUUCUCCCAGAGACAGUGAACCUGCAAGAAGGAAACAGCCAGAGACGAGACGAACAACAAGAGACAGACCAUGGCUUACAGAGAAACGUAACUCAUUUGAAAAGAGACAAAGUGAACAUAAGUUAUCACCUGUGAAACCUAAUGAUGACAAGAAGACUGAGAGAAAGAAACCAUAUGAGCGAAAACCUAGUGAAGAAACAAUUAAGAAACCAAAGGAAGAACCAAUUAAAAAACUAAAGCAAGAAAAACCAUCAGAAACUCUUCCCACUGAAGAAAGUGAUUCACCAAGUGAUAGUGAGAGUAAGGAGAAUGGAGCUCCGGAAGAAAUAACCACGGACGAGGCCCCUGUUCACGAGGCCCCUGUUUACGAGGCCCCUGUUUACGAGGACCCUGUUCACGAGGCCCCUGUUCACGAGGCCCCUGUUCACGAGACCCCUAUUCACGAAGCCCUUGUUCAUGAAGCCCCUGUUCAUGAAGCCCCUGUUCACGAGGCUCCUCAAGACGACAAGCCAACAACAAAGAAGACAGGAGAAAUAACUACAAAACUAAGUGACUGGGAAAAGUCGGUUACUUCUCAGAUCAUCACAGAGAAGAACGAGAAAAACAUUACCACGUCAGACAUCACAGCUAGAAGGUCAGCAUUCAACUAUAGAACCCCCCAGCCAGACAACAAGAAAGACAAACCUUCAAGAAAACCGUCUUAUGAAAUGAAAGAAUCCGUGUUCUCUAAGAGGUCACUGUUUGAGCAGCCCAAACAAGAGCCAGUCCCGUCACCCACCAGAAGACCUCUACUUAAAACCACAACCAAGAAGGACGACAAACCUAAGAGACCAGAAGAGCGGAAACCUGUCAAGGAACCUAUUAUUGUGCCCAAGCAUAUCUACCCACUUGGUGAUGAUGAAGAUGAACCUGCAGAACAACCUGCCUCAGAACCAGUGAAAGAAGACAUUAAGAUGACCUCCAGCAAGCUUGUAAUGAGUGCCAUGGCCACAUCCAACCAGACUCGCACGACAGAGGUGCGUAAGGAAAGUACUACUUACACACCGUAUGUUGUUGACGAAGAUAGGCCAGAAGAAAGUGAUACGCUGGUGCCACUGAAGAAGGAUCGAUCUCCUUCACCCUUCAUGAAGGAGAGCUCUUCAGCGCCUCGCAGCAAGGAAGGAUCCCCCACACCACGUAGUAAGGAAGGAUCCCCUGUUCCACGUAGCAAGGAGUCGUCUCCUGCACCGUUCUCAAAAGAAGGAUCCCCCAGUAGGUUUGUUACAGGGAAACCAAUAGAUAGUGGGAUCAACUCCAACAAAAUCCGCCGCAUUGAGCGUACUGGUAGCAACAAGAAGCUCCUGGAGGACCUCGAGGUAUCACGAGAGAGUUUGCCGCACUAUCUCUCCACUAUUGAGACCAUUUUUGACGUCACAAUUCUCGAAAAUUUGUUGGAGAAGGCCGAGUCUUAUGAGGAACGUCGUCUUAUCCGAGGCCAGUUAAGGCUAGCAAAACGCCCAGGAGCUCACCAAACUACCACACCAUCCAGACCAUCCACCACCACCACCCGGGCACAGCCUGCAGCACCCAGGCCAACCAGACCUGUGGUGUCUGAGGACUUGAGUCUUGGUGAUACUACACGAAAACCUCUCUCAAAAUCCGACGAGCCUGAAGAUGCUCCGCGACAACCCGAGGAGCAGGAGGAACCCGUCCCUAACACAACACCCACCACCACGCAGCCUUCCCGAAAGCAUUCUAGAGACUCCUACAGGGAGUCUUCUAGAGAACCAACUGUGGAGGAUAAGGAUCCUGCAAGAUCACCUAAGAAAUACAUGGAAGAAGUACCAGAGAGGCAUAAGCAGCCUGAGGAACCCAGGAAGUUUGACAGACAAGUAAAGCCUGAGGAACCCAGGAAGUUUGACAGACAAGUAAAGCCUGAGGAACCCAGGAAGUUUGACAGACAAGUAAAGCCUGAGGAACCUAGAAGGUUUGGCCGAGCUACCAAACCUGAUGAACCGAAGAAAGUGGAGCCUACAACUAAGACUCCGGAGCCCAGCAGAUUCGGAAGGAUACAGACGGAACCUAAGAAAGCAGCACCAUCGAAUGAGCCGUACUCAGAGCCACUGCGGUACCAGAAAGGACAGAGCCGCACCCCGUCCAAACCUGCCACAGAACAGAGCGACGUGGACAAGAUCGUCAGCGCUUACGGUGUUGGACCCACAGAUGAGAAUGGCUUACCUCUGUUUGGUCUCAGAGCUCUGAAGAGACGCUCACCUCCCACCACAUGUGUGACCACUCCUAGAGGAUCAACUCCUGCUGAAGAAUCAAAACCCCAGGAGGAACCUCGGCCUACCUCAGAAGUAGAUGAACCCAAUGAGGAUGUGUUAAGGACUCCUCUACACUUC
Messenger RNA from Homarus americanus (American lobster), 7535 nucleotides. RefSeq names its product titin-like. The record is from RefSeq and is a predicted model, not a curated record. NCBI's taxonomy places the organism in Eukaryota, Metazoa, Arthropoda, Malacostraca, Decapoda, Nephropidae. The annotation marks the transcript as partial. The transcript is spliced from 9 exons.